Molecule: messenger RNA, 3155 nt
Organism: Sipha flava (yellow sugarcane aphid)
Lineage: Eukaryota; Metazoa; Arthropoda; Insecta; Hemiptera; Aphididae
Product: serine, glycine, tyrosine and glutamine-rich protein-like
Exons: 5
Coding region: 482-1813 (443 amino acids)
Source: RefSeq, a predicted model, not a curated record
GUUUUUCUCUUCGUCCGUGUCCCGUUUUCACCGAGAACGAAAUACGUAUCGUCCUUCGUUUAGAGUCCACGCGUCACGAGAACUACAUCGUUUUUCCGCACCAUCACCUCACCGUCGUAAGGUACAGAACGUCACCGUUGACCGUUUGAAUUCGGUGUGCGGUUGGCCGAAAGACGAAGUUCACAGUUUUGGUAAAGAAAAACUGCGGCAAGAUCACGGUGAGAUAUCGAAACACCAAGAUAACGGUGCGGAACACGUGCGACCGCCUCUCGAUCACCGUGACUGUCAAAGAAUCGACGAACGGCGGCGGUUGAGUGGCGGUGGUCCGUUCGUCAUCACCAGCCCCGGCGUGACCCAUCAGGUGAUCUGCAAGUCGCCGAACCGGACCGUCGGCACGACCACCACUAUCACCACAAGUCACCGGUCACAGCCGACCAACGAGACGACUUGUUCGGUGGCACGCGACAGCGGUUCGGUAACCAUGUUGCAGCAGUACCAACAGCAACCGGACUACACGCCGUAUGGCGGCAUCGGAUACGGGACGCAGCCCGACGCGGGUUACUUCAAUUACGCCGCUUCCGAGUCAUCUUGGUAUGGUUCACCCUCACCUGGCGGCGAUCACGGGCAAAUGCACGCUGGUUUAUCACAUAACGCUUGCAACACACAUAUCGGUGACAGUACCGGAAAUUUCUUGAACCAUGGUUAUCAACAAACUACGUCGACAGGAGCGACAACAUCUUCGGCGGAAUCGUUUGCCAGCAACAACCAUCCGGUUUCCCAAGCUAAUAUGGAUCCCAUGGCAGAUUUCUUGGGUGGCCAUCAAAACAUGAACGAAAACGACAAGAUCAUCAAGGAGGAGUCCAUUGACUGGCUUUCGAGCAUCAUAAACGAUGAAGUCGACCACGGUAAUCGACAAGACGUUGGUGACGGGGGUAGCGGUGGUGGAGGAAUUGGAGGAGGUGGGAGUGAAGGAGGAGGAGGUGGAAGUAGAGGAGGAGCAGGAGCAGCGUCAGCAGCAACUGCAGUAGUUGGUAGCAGCGACGGCAGCGGUAAUGUCAAACUUGGCGACUUGCCGUGUAAGGGCCACGAACCCAACGGUCGAUUGCCCAACUUCCAUCAGGCCUUUGGGUCUACCGAGAUAGGCAGGUUUUCACAGCACGAAUAUUACGAACCGCCGAAAGAUGCUUCGAUGAAUGAAUGCCAAUCGGCCGGCCAGCCAGGAGUGUCUUCGGUGCCCGGUUCCGGGACCGCUCAGCAGGAAGAACGGUCGUCCGUGGCCGCGUUCGAACCACCACGGCUGCAAAACCGGCGGGGCAGGACGCAACGUGGCGGCGGCCAGCACAGGCGCAACAAGCAGACUCGGGCAGCGGCCGCGGUUGCCGCCCAACAGUACACCGGUUACGAUAUGUCCGGUUCGGCGGCCGGUGGUGCCGUGGUCGUCGGCGGAAGGCACUUGCAAGUACCGCCGUACCACCAUGACCCGUACAGCCGGAACCAACACGCCCAACAGCAACGUUACCACCAGGAGUAUCAUCACCAUCACCAGCAGCCGACGCCGCCCCCGUCGUUGUAUCAGAACCACCAGCAACAAGAGUAUUACCGACCGUCAUACGAUCGGAUGCACUACCAGCAACAGCCGCCGCCACCACCGCCCAACCAAUACUACAACAACCGGGAACAGUCGUACGCCAGUGGCGGUUAUAACAACCGGUUUCAUUCGUGCUGUUCUACCGAGCACAUAGCUAGGCCCAACCAUCACAACUACGGCCCGGGGCAGUACUACGGUGACUACAACAACUACAACCAAUGGUGAUGAGAAGGAGGACACGUCGCCUUAUCACCAUCGCAUAGGUACAGCCGCCGUCGCCGUGCCAUAAUCAUAUUUAUAAAUGAACUGUCGUUUUUAAUGUUAUUCUAAAAGACAAACGAACACAAAGACAUUUCCAAACCGGGGUGUGCAGCAACCAGCACUCCCGUAAAAUACAAAUCACGUCGGAUACUACAACAAGAUACUAUUUUAAAUAAUAUACUAUCUGUGAUACGAUGAUGGUAAUACGUAUUUUAUGUAUUAUCGCACGUUAUUAUGCAACAACAAAAUUCGUGGCUUAAAUUUAAAAAAAAUAUAUCUAUAUAUUUAUAUAUAUAUAUAUAUAUAUAAAUAUAUAUAUUUAUAUAUAUAUAUAUAUAUAUAUAAAUAUGUAUAUUUACUCAUUAUUUUGGACAAGUCAAUUAAUGUUAAAAAGAAAUUCCCGAUUUAUUUACUUCUUCUCGCUGUAAAAAUAUAUCAUAAUAAAUAAAAAUUAAAAAAAUUAAAAAAAAAAAUCCUUGGCGUGUAAAUAAUAUUCAGACGACAAUUAAUACGAUAUUAAACAAACUCGUUGUUGUCGUGCGUCUUUUCGCCCUGCGAUAUGCAAUCGCAACAUCAACACCGCAGAUACCGCAUAACCGCUAUUUUUACAAUACAUAAUCGUAUUAUAAACAAUACAAUAUUAUGACGUAUAACAGUUGCGGGUGGCAAAAAUGUGGUCGAACUGUGAGAUCUGUUUCUUCCUCGGUGAACUGUGAUGAUGGUUCCUGAGCUGUGCAUGAGUUCGCCCACGAAACAAAAAAAUGUAUAGUCCACGAUCGCAAUCUUGUUUAGUUUGAUUUGUAUUCGUAUUUAAUUCGUAUAGUAUUUAAGUCGUUGUGCCUUAUUAAUUAACAGUUAAUGUUGUAAAAUGCACCAUUAUUAUAUACAUAAUUAUAAAUUAUUAUGUUAUACAUGUAUACAUAUAACAUGCAUAUAUUUUAUAUGUAUAAAAUAUCGAUAGUAUAAACGUACUGCGGAAGUGGCCAAGCCGUGUUUCAAAGUCCAGCGCUGGUAGUUAUUAAAAUGUAUUAUUUAUUAUUAUUAAUAUUGUUUAGUUUUUUUUUUCUUUCUCUCAUCAACUCCGUUUGUAUUUAAUAAACGUAAUAAUAUUGUACUUCUACAGCUGCUGGUAUGGAGGGAGCGAAAUGUAAAUUGAAGCUCUACGCAAUUUUGUUUUAGAUGUUUAGAGAUACGGCAGAGCCUGUGUUUAUAUCCUACUAAUAUUAGUUAUCCGCGAUUUGUUUGUAUUAUUAUUAUUAUCAUUAUUAUUAUUGCUAUUAUUAUAUUAUUGAUGACAUUGAUUUUA